AUGAGCGACGAUGAGACGUUAGCGGACGUUCGAAUAGUAUUGGUUGGAGAUGAAGGAUGUGGAAAAACGUCGUUGGUGAUGAGUCUUCUGGAGGAUGAGUGGGUUGAUGCAGUACCACGGCGUUUAGACAGAGUUCUGAUUCCUGCUGAUGUAACUCCAGAAAACGUUACCACAAGCAUUGUCGAUCUAUCAGUUCAAGAAGAAGAUGAUAACUGGCUCGCUGCUGAAAUUCGGCAGGCAAAUGUAAUCUGUGUCGUUUAUUCUGUCACUGAGGAGAACACUGUUGAUCGAAUUCAAAAGAAAUGGCUCCCAUUGAUUAGGCUAGCGUUUGGAGAUUAUCACGAGACGCCAGUUAUUCUAGUGGGAAACAAAUCGGAUGGAACAGCAAACAAUACUGACAAGAUUCUUCCUAUAAUGGAAGCUAAUACAGAAGUUGAGACAUGUGUUGAAUGUUCGGCUCGUACAAUGAAAAACGUCUCGGAAAUUUUUUAUUAUGCUCAGAAAGCUGUAAUAUACCCAACAAGACCGCUUUACGAUGCUGACACCAAACAAUUGACAGAUCGAGCAAAAAAGGCCCUAAUUCGAAUUUGUGACCGCGAUAACGAUGGCUAUCUGAGUGACACGGAGCUAAACGACUUCCAGAAGCUUUGUUUCGGGAUACCGCUCACAUCAACUGCUCUUGAAGACGUUAAGCGAGCUGUGGCGGAUGGAUGCCCUGAUGGUGUAGCUUCUGAUGCAUUGAUGCUUGCUGGUUUUCUCUACCUCCACCUCCUUUUCAUUGAAAGAGGAAGACACGAAACAACUUGGGCGGUUUUGAGAAAAUUUGGUUAUGAAACUAGUUUAAAAUUAGCUGAAGAUUAUCUCUAUCCAAGAAUAACUAUUCCUGUUGGUUGCUCAACUGAAUUAUCUCCGGAAGGAACACAAUUUGUAUCUGCACUAUUCGAGAAGUAUGAUGAAGAUAAAGACGGAUGUUUGUCACCCAGUGAGCUUCAAAAUCUUUUUUCAGUAUGCCCCGCACCAGUUAUCACGAAAGAUAAUAUUUUGGCUCUCGAAACCAAUCAAAGAGGAUGGCUAACAUAUAAUGGAUACAUGGCAUACUGGAACAUGACAACUCUAAUCAAUCUCACCCAAACUUUCGAGCAGCUAGCUUAUCUUGGAUUUCCGGUUGGAAGAAGUGGUCCAGGUCGUGCGGGGAAUACUCUUGACUCUAUUCGAGUAACCCGUGAACGGAAAAAAGAUUUGGAGAAUCAUGGUACCGAUCGAAAAGUCUUUCAAUGCCUCGUUGUUGGAGCCAAGGAUGCUGGAAAAACAGUUUUCAUGCAAUCUCUAGCAGGUCGUGGAAUGACUGAUGUUGCACAAAUUGGACGUCGUCAUUCUCCUUUUGUCAUUAAUCGUGUAAAAGUCAAAGAAGAGAGCAAGUAUCUUCUUCUCCGUGAAGUUGACGUACUCUCUCCUCAAGACGCGUUGGGAUCUGGGGAGACUUCUGCUGACGUCGUUGCGUUUUUAUAUGAUGUUUCCAAUCCUGAUUCGUUCGCUUUCUGUGCAACAGUUUACCAGAAAUACUUCUAUAGAACAAAAACGCCAUGUGUUAUGAUUGCUACUAAAGUGGAAAGAGAAGAGGUUGAUCAACGGUGGGAAAUACCUCCUGAAGAGUUCUGCAAACAAUUUGAACUUCCCAAGCCAAUCAAAUUUUCUUCUAGCAACAUCGGUCAAUCCUCGUCACCAAUUUUCGAGCAGCUUGCUAUGAUGGCUGUGUAUCCACAUCUUCGUCGGGUCUUCUACUUGAGUGAUUCGAACCUUCUUUCUAAGAUAACUUUUGGCGCAGCGAUAGUGGCUCUUGCUGGUUUUUUAGUUCUCAAAAACUUAUAG
Messenger RNA from Caenorhabditis remanei, 1869 nucleotides. RefSeq lists its product as uncharacterized. The record is from RefSeq and is a predicted model, not a curated record. The coding region runs from base 1 to 1869 and encodes 622 amino acids. Gene Ontology annotation, molecular function: GTP binding; calcium ion binding; GTPase activity. Gene Ontology annotation, biological process: small GTPase-mediated signal transduction; mitochondrion transport along microtubule; mitochondrion organization. Lineage: Eukaryota; Metazoa; Nematoda; Chromadorea; Rhabditida; Rhabditidae. Gene Ontology annotation, cellular component: mitochondrial outer membrane. The transcript is spliced from 10 exons.